CUCCCAAGCAUGGACCUCACAUCCUUGCAGCACCUUUACAGCCAGGAAUGGUGUGGAAGAGGGUGGUGAGCCCCCGGGGAUGUGAUGAGAUGAAUUUUCCGCACCAGCCGUUUCUCACUGUGUUAUUUCCUCCCCUUGUGAGGUGACGUGCUGGGAUCCCUUUCAGUGGGGUUUGUUAUUAACUAAACAUUAAGGGUUUUUUCUCCUUUUUGGCCUUGAUUUUGUGACUAGGCAAGAGUGUGUUUUAUCGAAAAAAUGUGGUCAGUCCUAUCACUUUCUCAGGAGAUGCUCAGAUACCUGAAGUUAAGCAGUGGGGACAGCAGGUGGGAGCUUUCCAAGCCAGACAAAGGAGAUCUGACAAGGAACUGUGGUGAAGGGACAAGCCCAAGGCAAGGAAGUGUCCGGUCACCUCCUCUCCUGGAGCAGGCAGCUGAGACCUGGAGAGACAGGAGACAUCUUGCAAGACUCAACACCUGGAGCAGUGCUAACCAGGUUGUGCUGCCCCAGGUAAAGCACCACUUGUGAGCUCCCAGCCAUGGGAGAGCCCAAAUGCCUGCGGUGACAUUCCCAUACUGCUCCCUCUGCUCCAGGUGGGCAGCCCUGAUGUCGGCCAAGCUCUACGUGCUCAUCAGCUGGCCCGACGGCAGCCGGGUCAUCAACAUCGAGAACAUCAAGGAGCCCUGCAAACCCUUCCACCUCUACACGGUGGGGGAGCAGGUCCUGGCCCGCUGCCCCGGCUUCAGUGGGCUGUACUGGGGUGUGGUGGAAGGCAUAAGUGAGCAUAAAGAUAUUUUGGAGAAGAAGCUGCUGGAAGACCGACACCUCCUGGAGAAGUUAAAAGAAGAACCGGCCGUCCACAGCAUGAUGGCAGUCCCACCAAAAAAAUCCAGGAAAACCUUCCCAAAAUGGACCCCGGGGAAUGCACCCAGGAAAUACCCCAGUGACAGGACCUAUCCCUCAAAGCCACUGCUGAGGGUGGCUGAGGCCAGCCUGCCUCAUGACGCUGGCAGCUCCUCCAUUCUCAGGGACAGGUGUGUCCUGGGAAGUGUGGCAGGAAGCUCCCACUCGCUGGCAGCUCCUCCCCACCCAGCCAGCGCCUUCACACCUCCAUCCACCUUCAUCACCAUGGCCAUGCCGGGGCCAGGGGCUUCCCAGAGUGAAGAGGACAGGGCUGGUCCAGCUGCCAGAGAUUACGUUGCCCUUCCAAUGAAGAGGAAGUCAGAUGGCAUCUUGUCCCCGUGCCAGCAGCACAUCUGUCUGAACAGCCGUGAAGAGCAAAAGAUUGAUGCUUUGCAAGAGACGGAUGGCUUCGAGAGGGUUCACAAAAAUUUCAGUUCUGGUGAGAUGGAAAGGGUGGAAAAGAUGGAGCAGCUGGAGAGGAUGGUGUUGGACCUCCAACAGGAUGUCCUCUCUCUGAAGAAGAAAGUGCAGAGGCUGGAAUCCCUGUCCUUCCAGGAGGAGCCCCACCGGCAGCCGUGCGAGGUGGUGGAGCUCUUCAACGGCUACACCAAGGAGCAGCUCAAAGAGACCAUCAGGUUUGACCAGAAAAUCAGCACAGCCUGCAAAACCCUGCUCUACAAACUCUUCACCUCUGACUACAUCCAGAGCCACUCCAUCACAGGGCGCAGGGGCAACACCUUCCGGGAGGCAAAGCCCAUGAUGGAUGAACGCUGCAUCAAAAUCAUCAGGGUGCUGCUGAAGCAGAAGUUUGGGGAUCACCUCAGUGACACCGUGAUCACGGAGAAGAUCCAGAACGUGCAGAAAGCCCUGAGGCAGAAGUUUAAGACAGAAUGUCUCUGAGGCAUGGGGGAUUUGGUGUUUCCUCCUGUCCCUCCUGUUUUCCCUGUGUGCCCCUGAGCAGCCUUCCCAGGAAAGAUGAGUUGAGCAGCUGCUGCUCAGUAGAUUUCCCCCAGGGAGUCAACCCCAGUGAAACAGCUCAAACCUUUCUCUGCCAAACCUCUGCCUGCAUUAAUCAAGCAGGAAUUUGGCCCAGCUUGGCUUGGUUUUUGCACUCUACAAGCUCCUUCCCAUCCAGUCUGUGUGCAAACCUCAUUGUGGGUGCAUGGAAUCACCUCCAUGACUCUUUGAUGAUGUGCUCAAAAGCUCCAGGGCUCUCUUUGAGUCUGAGAAUGGGUCAGUAAGGCAGUCCUGCUCCACACUGCAGAAAUGUUGGCUCUGGGAUAGGGAAUAGCUGCAGACAGACUGUGCCACCCAACACGGCUUCUCUCUGCCUGCCUCUGGUUGCCUCCUUCUGCCUGUGGGACAGUAUUUACUCUUUCCUCACAGUGAAUGUAUUUUAUUUCCUGCAGUAACAGAAAGGCAGACUCAUUAAAAUGACACCUUCAAACAUUCA
Molecule: messenger RNA, 2353 nt
Organism: Corvus hawaiiensis (hawaiian crow)
Lineage: Eukaryota; Metazoa; Chordata; Aves; Passeriformes; Corvidae
Exons: 8
Coding region: 550-1800 (416 amino acids)
Molecular function (GO): DNA binding
Source: RefSeq, a predicted model, not a curated record